AUGUCUACUGCCACCUCCUCCGCGCCGAAGUCAUUCGAUGACCUACAAGCCCUAUUGAAAGAAGACAUCAAAGUGAAGGUCGCUGGGUUUGAUGUCGAUGGAGUACUUCGCGGCAAGUUCAUGUCAAAGGAGAAGUUCCUAAGCGCAGCGAAGUCAGACGGCUUUGGAUUCUGUAGCGUCAUCUUUGGCUGGGAUUUGCACGACGCCGUCUACUCGCGAGAGCUUCUGAUCUCCAACUCGGGCAACGGAUACCGCGACAUUCUGGCCACAAUCGACCUAUCAACAUAUCGCCGGCUUCCAUGGGAGAACAACGUCCCGUUUUUCCUUGUCUCAUUCCUCGAUCCAGAUACCAAAGAGCCUAUAUGCGCAUGCCCCCGCGGCGUGCUCAGGAAGACGGUGGAGAAAGCAGAGCAGUCGGGCUUCCAGUGCUAUGCUGGGGUCGAGUACGAGUACUUCCAAUUCAAAGAGACGCCUCACUCGAUAGCGGAGAAAGGUUUUCGCGAUCCUACACCGCUGACACCAGGAAUGCAUGGCUAUUCGCUACUGAGAACGCAACUCAACAACGACUACUUCCACGCAUUGUUCGAUGAAGCUGCCAAGUUCGAUAUUCCGAUCGAAGGGCAUCAUACCGAGACAGGACCCGGUGUAUAUGAGACGGCGCUUGCAUACACGUCUGCGCUGCGCAUGGCUGACAACGCCCUCUUAUUCAAGUAUGUCGCAAAGAGCAUCGGCAUGCAACACGGUAUCAUCCCUAGCUUCAUGGCGAAGCCGUGGGGCAAUCUCCCCGGGUGCAGCGGCCAUAUUCACGUCUCGCUACGCGAUGCAGACGGCAAGAACGCCUUUGCGGUCAGCGAGGAGGAGCUUAAGGAUGGACGCAAGGGGGCCGCAUACGACGAGCUCAAGUACAUCAGCGAGACAGCCGAGUACUUCUUAGCUGGUAUACUCGAUGGAUUGACUGACAUCCUUCCCCUGCUCGUGCCGACUAUCAAUGGCUACAAGCGCCUUGUGGGCGGAGAAGCUUUCUGGGCCCCGAACGCCGUCACUUACGGCUACGACUCUCGCGCGGCAUCCGUACGUGUGAUUUCGCCGCCGUCAGUACCGACAUAUGCGACGCGCUUCGAGGUGCGCGUGCCCGGCGCUGACAUGAAUCCCUUCUUCGCCCUCGCCGCUGUCUUCGCACUUGGCAUGCGCGGGGUUGAAAAGAAACUGAAGAUCCCAACGGCGCCGGUUUCACAUUUCACAAUUGAAGACAAGCGCAGCGGCAAGGUCACAAUGCUUCCUCAAAGCCUGGAGGCCGCGACAAAGCGUAUGAUGGCACCUGAUAGCAUCGCGCGGCAGGCACUCGGGGAUGAGCUCGUGGAGCACUUCGGUGGAACGAGGGAGCAUGAGGUGAAGUUGUGGAACGAGGCGGUCACAAACUGGGAAGUCGAGCGCUACUUGGAACUUGCAUGA
Molecule: messenger RNA, 1452 nt
Organism: Peniophora sp. CBMAI 1063
Lineage: Eukaryota; Fungi; Basidiomycota; Agaricomycetes; Russulales; Peniophoraceae
Source: the annotation of a GenBank genome assembly